AUGUGGGGAGCCCCAGCAGAACCAGCAGAUUCUUAUUACCAGAUUCGUCCUGAGUGCACUGAUGUCCCUAAUACCAGAUUCAAGAUUAAACCUGGUAAAACUCUAAGUGUAAGAAAAUGGCAAGCUGCAUUUACACAAGAAGGAUUCCUCGAUAUGGGCAAGACUCUAAACCGAAUCCAACGAGGGGGGAUCCAUCCAACGAUUAGAGGAGAAGUAUGGGAGUUCUUACUUGGUUGUUAUGAUCCAAAGAGCACAUUUGAAGAAAGAGAACAAAUCCGACAACGUAGAAGAUUGCAGUAUGCUUCUUGGAAGCAGGAAUGCAAACAAAUGUUUCCAGUCAUCGGAAGUGGUGGAUUCAUUACCGCACCUGUGAUUACUGAAAAGGGCCAACCCAUUCUUGAUCCUCUUGUACUACAAGAAACUAACUUAGGUGAAAAUUCUGAUUUCUUCAAAGAGCUUGAAAGCAGAGGACCUUUGGACAAGAAAGUUAUCCAAUGGAUGCUAACACUUCACCAGAUAGGUCUUGAUGUAAACCGCACGGAUAGGACAUUGGUAUUCUACGAGAAGAAGGAUAAUCUCUCUAAGCUUUGGGAUAUUCUAGCUCUUUACGCUUGGAUAGACGACGACGUUGGGUAUUGCCAAGCAGGAAUGAGUGAUCUUUGUUCUCCUAUGAUAAUGCUUCUUGAAGACGAAGCUGAUGCUUUUUGGUGUUUUGAAAGAUUGAUGCGAAGAUUGAGAGGAAACUUCCGGAGCACGGGAAGAUCAGUUGGAGUUGAAGCACAGCUUACUCAUUUAGCUUCAAUCACUCAGAUUAUUGACCCCAAACUUCACCAUCACUUAGAGAAUUUGGGAGGAGGUGACUAUCUCUUUGCGAUCCGUAUGAUAAUGGUACAGUUCAGAAGAGAGUUCUCCUUCUGCGACUCCUUGUAUCUCUGGGAGAUGAUGUGGGCAUUAGAGUAUGACCCGGAGAUGUAUUCUCUGUACGAGGAGCCUGAGUUCGAGGGAGAGAAAACAGAAGGUUCCUCGAAAGGUAAACCAAAGUCGAUAAAACAGUGUGGCAAGUACGAGAGAGAGAACAUGAAGAACGGUGGGAAUAGCGCAGAAGGUCCUUUGCCUAUCUCGGUUUUCUUAGUGGCUAGUGUUUUGAAAGACAAGAGUUCUAAGCUUAUGACCGAAGCUCGAGGACUUGAUGAUGUUGUUAAGAUCUUAAACGACAUAACUGGAAACUUGGAUGCUAAGAAAGCAUGUUCUGGCGCAAUGAAACUUCACAAGAAGUAUCUAAAAAAGCAAGCCAAGAAAUAGCAUUGGCGAAGAUUGAUGAGUAGAGCCUUUUUUUUGUAUAUUGUUUUUUACGUAACUCACAAAAUCUGGCGACAAAAAAAGUUACUGGACAGAGAUUUAUGAUUCCUUGGGUUGCAAGCAUUCUUUCACAAAGAAAACCAUUGGGAGCCCUAUCUUACACAGCACACAACAACUUCUCCUUGUAAAGACUCAUACAAACCCAUAAUGUAAUAUUUGAUGUAACAAACCAUGUGUGUGUGUUUUUUUUUCUGUAUUAACAACAACACUAAAGGAAUUGGUAAAAGCACAGAAAAAUUAUCUUCCUCCUGGACUGUAACCUCAUUGUUGUAUUUAUAAGUCGG
This is a messenger RNA of Eruca vesicaria subsp. sativa (arugula), 1643 nucleotides long. The record is from the annotation of a GenBank genome assembly. NCBI's taxonomy places the organism in Eukaryota, Viridiplantae, Streptophyta, Magnoliopsida, Brassicales, Brassicaceae.